Messenger RNA from Astyanax mexicanus (Mexican tetra), 2069 nucleotides. RefSeq names its product growth hormone receptor. The coding region runs from base 426 to 2000 and encodes 524 amino acids. Lineage: Eukaryota; Metazoa; Chordata; Actinopteri; Characiformes; Acestrorhamphidae. The transcript has 9 exons. Gene Ontology annotation, molecular function: protein binding. The record is from RefSeq and is a predicted model, not a curated record.
AGCUUUACCGAAGCCCGACCCGAGCUGACGCGGAGUCAGGUGGAGCGCGGGCGGCAAAUCAGUUGGUAUCGCCGCCGGAUCACGGCCGCUGUCAGGCGGGGAGAUGAGGAGACUGUUCGGACCUUCUCGGAGUCGGGUUGGCUGUUCGCCGCUGUGGGUUAAUUAUCCGUUUGUCUGUUUGUUUUCUCGGUUCUUAUCGCCGCGUUAAGUGACGUUUUCUCCGCCGAUAGGGAGAGUCUUCGGUUCUCCCGAGUUUCUGUCUCUCUGUCACGGAGGAGCUCCGCGGAAACACCGGGCAGGAGAGAUUAAAGCUGGAAAAGCUGAAACCGGAGUAAAUCUGAUGGUUCCGGAGGAGGCGCGCGGACCCGGUGAGGAGCUCUGAGUCAGAACGCCGGCAGGACUGCAGAACUGGUGAUUGAGGAGCGAUGUUGCAGCUCCUGCUCGUGUCGCUUUGCUGGUCCACUAUUGCCGGAGUUCCCCAGGAGACCUCACACUCUGCGCCCCCCCAGGGAGAUGCCACUAGGCCCUACAUCCAUUACUGCCGCUCUCCAAGCAUGGAGACCUUUACUUGCUGGUGGCAUCCCCUUGACAACGGUUCCCAGGGUGAUGACAACGUCACCUAUAGCCUCAUGUACACCAUUGGCAAGGAGCCUCCAAAAGAGUGUCCAGAUUACGUGAGCGGUGGACCGAACAGCUGUUACUUUGACACAGCGCACACCCUGGUCUGGCAGGUGUACUGCAUGAAAGUGACGGCACACAGCCUCAGCGGGGUGUUCAGCUCUGAGGAACACUGUUUGGACGUGGCUGAUAUUGUGGAGAUCGAUCCACCCUUUAACCUCACCUACACUUUGAUGAACAUCAGUGAGGAUGAGUCGGGUCGCACCGCGGUAGUGUCCUGGCAGUACCCCAUCGCCCAGCAUGUUCACAUAGGGUGGAUUACACUCAUCUACGAGCUGCGGUUCAGACCACUUUCAAAGCCCAAUAAGUGGACGGUCAAAGAGCGUCUACGUGAGCCUCAUCUGGAGCUGCUGGACUUGCCGGUGGGGAGUUACGAGGUGCAGGUGCGCUGCCGCUCAAACAAUAACCACCUAUGGAGCAAAUGGAGUUCACCUCUUACCAUCAAUAUUCCAGCCAGACACUUACCAGAUCGCAUGCUGUACGCUCUUGUGCUAGUAAGCGGCAUUGGAAUCACGACUUUGCUCAUCAUUGGCUUUGGGGUCAUUCCACAAGGAAAGAGGAUUAAAGCUUUUCUCCUGCCGCCCAUACCCAAACCACGCAUCAGAGGAAUCGAUCCCAUGCUUCUGAAGAAGGGGAAGAUGGAGGAGAUCAAUCGUCACUUCUCUCUACACGGCUACAAGCCUCCACAGUACUGCGAGGAGACGUGGUAUCAGGUCAGCAUGGACGACGGUCUCUCCCCGUCUCAGCCGAGCCCACCAUCCAAUCUGAAUAAAGAGCAACAUUACAAGAAUACCUCCUGUAUCCAGAGCCCCGCCUACCCUUACCCAACUGAACUUACCCAACAACUACUUCACACCACUGACAGCCCCAACGCCUACUGCCAAGGCCCCGCCUACUUUAGCGAAGAGGCUUUAGAAGUGGCCCUGCCCCCAGAGAGCCAGCCGUGGGCGUGGCCAGCAUCAGGCAACACCCAGCCAGAGCUGGUGUCGUUUCCAGGUAUGGAUUACAGCAUGAUCCUGAACCCCACCCCCAUAACCGCUGGCACUCCGCCCACCCCGCAUGACUUCUACACUUGCGUCAAUGGAGUAACUCCCAGUGGGGCCGUGCAGUUGGUGCCCUGCGUUUCGAACCCAAUCAAGGGCUCCCCGUAUUUUCAGCUGAGGGAGGACAUGGAGGAGGACGCGGAGAAGAGCAGCCAGUUGGUGGUCUACUUGGAGAAACAGUCGGAGGCUUCGGCAGGGGGUAAUGGGGGUAACCAAGGAGAGACGGAGCAGAAUGAAUUCGCUGUGCCUUUAUUACCCCACCUGACAGAUAGAAGCUAAGCAUUGUGCUGAUGUCAUACACAUGACACAUGAGGACAGUGUGCACACUAAAGGACUUUAUAUAUAUAU